ACGCGAUCAGCCUCUUGAGAUAAGAGUCGGUUUAUAUGGAGGUAGGAAACAGAAUUCUGAAAAUCCAUGGCGGGAACUGAACCACAGAAGCAACUGCUAACUCUAAUUCGCGACUUCGCCUCCGAGAAAUCUCAAGGAGAGCGCAGAAUUGUUGGUCUGAAAAACCGAACUCAACAGCUUCGAUCUGAGUUAGAUUUGGCAAAUUCUGAACUAGAAGAUGCCAAGCGUCUGAAAGAAACUACUGAGCAAGAGCUCAAAGGAUACGAAGUUGAAUUGGCUAUGAAUGAAGCUUUCAUUCAAACUCUAGAGACUAGGAUUUCUCUGAUUCAAGACGAGAUAUCGAUUGCUGGAUCUGAUUUGGAGUCUAUUAAGAAUGAAGAAGAGGCUUUGCGAGAUGACUUCAUUAGCAAAAUGUUUGAGCUCAACACUAAUAUAAGGAAAUUCCAAGAGCGAAUAGCUUGUGCUUUUUGUGAAGACAAUUCAAUCCAAACUUCAAUGAACGAUGCAGGCCAAAAACUCAGUGAUGCAGAAGAUCCUGAAGUUAGCAGAAGAGACCUUGACAAUAAGAUUGCUGAAAUAAUUUCUCAAACCACUGUAGAGGAACAAGAGUGUCAAGCAGAGCAAACUAUUCAUAAGCAGGUGGUCCAGGAGGAGCUAAUUGAUUUGGAAAGGAAGGUCUUCCUGAUGGAGUCAAUUAUGAAAGAAAGCAUCGAGUUGCAGGACUUGACUAGGCAGACUUCCGAGUUUGAAGAGAGAUGUGCCUCUCUCGGUGAGGAGCUGCAGAGGAGGUGCAUAUGUCCAAGUUGUCAUCUAGACAACGUGGAGGCAUUGGAUGGGAUUCUUCAGGCCAGUGAUGGGAAUUAAACUGUAAGUAAUCUCUUUGGGGAUCACUCCAUCUAAACUGUUCACCUUACAGUUCCAGUGUAAGUGAGAAUUUGAGAUUCUACAGAUGUGUUUUACAUCUGUUCUCUAUUACAUCUGCAAUUGACUCUACGAAGUGAAACCAAAAGCUUUGUGUUUUGGCAGAGCAGUACAAUGGCCAUUUGGUGCAAAAGGUGAGAGGGAGUACUCCUAAUUGCCUCAGACUUCAUUAAAAUGCUUUGUGUGUGUGUUGUUUUUUU
Molecule: messenger RNA, 1121 nt
Organism: Camellia sinensis
Lineage: Eukaryota; Viridiplantae; Streptophyta; Magnoliopsida; Ericales; Theaceae
Source: RefSeq, a predicted model, not a curated record